Messenger RNA from Acanthochromis polyacanthus (spiny chromis), 3454 nucleotides. RefSeq names its product histone-lysine N-methyltransferase EHMT1-like. The transcript is spliced from 23 exons. Bases 53 to 3337 code for a protein of 1094 amino acids. Gene Ontology annotation, cellular component: nucleus. Gene Ontology annotation, molecular function: zinc ion binding; protein-lysine N-methyltransferase activity; histone methyltransferase activity. The record is from RefSeq and is a predicted model, not a curated record. Lineage: Eukaryota; Metazoa; Chordata; Actinopteri; Pomacentridae.
UGCUGUGAGCUGCAGCAGAGUGAAGUCCUCUGUCCGCUGCUCGGAACGGAAGAUGAAUCUCUCGUCUUCCUGUCCCUCCCCGCCUUCGGUCGGGGAAGCUCCACAGACUGCAGCUGGUACUGCUUUGACCGCUGCAGUUCGACCAGCUUCAACAUUCAGCCCUCUCAGCACAGUAAUGGAUCACAGUGAGGCCUUUGAGGGGCCAGUACCAGGCAGAAUACCUUCUAGUCCUGCCUCUAGGACAUCUGUGGGUGCCAAGGGACAAGCAGCACAGAGUGUUCAAAGUCCCAAAGUAACAAUAACGCCCUUCCACAACUCCCACAUAGUCGGCAACAAUGCAGCUCGGCGUAGCAGACGACCAGUAGCUCCUGGGAAACCGCUCGCAUCUCCUGACAGCUUGUUUCUGGGCACAUCUGGACAGCUCACUGCUGCAUCUGUCAGAGAAAAACCUGCUGCCACUGGCACCACCACUGCUGCUUCUGUUACAGCUGUGAACUCAGAGAACCAGACUCCCAGUUCAGGCUCUGCAGGAGCCACAGCAACACAAAAAACACAAGCAAGUCCUCUUAUUGCCAAGCCUGCAGGCAAGAAAGCAUCUAAGUUGGCUCUGACAGUCCCACAGAGGGCGGGACUGCCAUCUAACACCGAGCUUCAUCACAGCCAGAAAGGCGAGAGCCAGGAGAAGAAAGCUUUCUCCACCUCUGUCAAACCUCGGGCUGCUGUAAAGAGGAAGAAAAGGAAGAUGGGAAUGUACAAUCUGGUUCCUAAAAAGAAGGUCAAGACUGUUAAACAGCAGGAAAAGAAAGAGGAGCCGGGAGCCUGUGUGGAGAAGAAACAGACUGCAGUAGAAGAAAAUCCUGUGGUUGUACCAGAGACUGUGAAGGCUGGAGAACAGUCAGCUGUCGUGAAUGAAGUCCAAGUGGGGGAAGUGGAGUCUGAAGAAGGCAGCCAUGUUGAAUACACAGAGCUGGCUUUGGACUGUCUGGACCUAAAAGCUCAGGAGGAACUGCUCUCCCCUCCUCUGUCAGGAGUAGCAGCAGAUGCUGAGGUGACAGAAACAGACCUGGCUGAGGAGUUACCGCUGUGCUGCUGUCGUAUGGAGACGCCGAGGAGUGGAGGAAGCCUGUCUGCACCGGAUCAGACCUGCAUGGCGAUGGAGAGCGUAGAUGGAAUGCUGAGUCGUUGUCAGAGGCGAGUGAUGAAGGAGGAAAUGAUGAGACCCUCCAACACGGUCCAUCUGCUGGUUCUGUGUGAGGACCACCGUGCCGGCAUGGUCAAGCACCAGUGCUGCCCUGGUUGUGGACUUUUCUGCAGGGCGGGCAGCUUCAUGGAGUGCAGGCCGUACGGCAGCAUCUCUCACCGCUUCCACCGUGACUGCGCCUCCAUCUUGAAGGAUCACAGGUUUUGCCCCCACUGUGGAGAGGAUGCUAGUGGGGCAAAAGUAGUUACAGUACCGAAGGCUGAUCAGUCGCCUUCUGUGCCCAGAUCCAACCCGGGGCCGUCCCUCCCUGCCGUACCCACUGUGGCCACUCUGCCUUCAGUCCCAACCACAUCUGCUGUCCCACAGAUACUCAGAGCUAAGAAGACUAGUGAGCCUCAGAGGGGCAGAGAUGAGAGCCAGAGCAGGUUAAGUGAUGAAGAUGUGUGUGCUGCAGACAGACUUUCUAAAGAGUCACUGGAGAGCAUCCUGAUGGCACUGGAUGAUGAGAACUUGAAACCAAAGAAGGUCAAGUACCCCACCAAGCAGCUGUACAUCUCUGCAAAACAAGGGGACCUCCAGAAGGUCAUUCAUCUUUUAGUUGAUGGGAAGGAUCCUAACUUUUUGAUGGAGGGCCAAAACAAACGUACUCCACUUCAUGCAGCAGCUUCUGAGGGUCACCAGGAGAUAUGCCACAUGCUCGUCCAGGCUGGAGCCAACCUGGACAUGUUUGAUGAGGAGCAGAGAACACCACUGAUGGCAGCCUGUGAAAACAACCAUCUGGACAUUGUGAAAUACAUUCUAAGAGCUGGAGCAUCCAUCAGUCACAAGGAUAUCAUGGGUUUCACCUGUCUGCAUCUGGCAGCUAAACUGGGACAUUAUGACAUAGUCAAUCAUCUGCUCUCCAAGGCAUCCAAACACAUCAACUGUCAGGAUGAUGGAGGGUGGACUCCCAUUACCUGGGCUAUUGAGUACAAGCACAAGGAGCUGGUCCAUCUGCUGCUGGCCAGAGGGGCCGAUGUUAACAUCAGAGACAAGGAAGAGAAUGUCUGCCUGCACUGGGCAGCGCUGUCAGGCUGCGAUGACAUUGCCCAGGCUCUGCUGGAGGCUCAGUGUGACCUUAACGCCGUCAACAUUCAUGGCGACUCACCACUUCAUGUUGCUGCCAGAGAACAGCACCUGGAGUGUGUGAUGUUGUUUUUGUCUCGUGGUGCCGACAUUAGUCAAAGGAACAGGGACGGAGAGACAGCUCUGGACUGCUGCAAAUGUGGCUCCAAAGUGUGGAUGGCUCUCAACACCAACAAGAAGCUGACUGAUGCCAGGAGAGGACAGGAAAGACAUGGAGAGAAAGUGCUCAACAGGGACAUUUCUCGAGGGUACGAGGCAGUUCCUAUCCCCUGUGUUAAUGGAGUCGACAGCGAGCCAUGCCCUGAAAACUUUAAAUACAUCCCAGACAGCUGUGUCACCUCCCCUCUCAACAUUGACAGGGACAUCACUCACUUACAGCACUGCAGCUGCGCAGAUGACUGCUUAUCCAGCACCUGCAUGUGUGGUCAGCUCAGUCUGCGCUGUUGGUAUGACAGUGAGGGUCGACUACCUUUGGACUUCUGUCAGAGGGAGCCUCCGGUGCUGUUUGAGUGUAACCAUGCCUGCUCCUGCUGGAGGACCUGCAGGAACCGUGUGGUCCAGAAUGGACUGAGAGCCCGACUGCAGCUCUUCAGAACAAAGAAGAUGGGCUGGGGAGUGAAGGCCAUGCAGGAUAUCCCUCAAGGAACAUUCAUUUGCGAGUAUGUAGGGGAGAUCAUCACUGAUGCAGAGGCAGACAAAAGAGAGAAUGACGCUUUCCUCUUCACCCUUGACAAUAAGGUGGGGGACAUCCAUUGUAUUGACGCGAGACUCUUUGGCAACAUCGGUCGUUUCAUCAACCAUCUGUGUGAGCCCAACCUGCUGGCUGUGAGGGUGUUCACCAUGCACCAGGACCUACGCUUCCCUAGGAUAGCCUUCUUCUCCAGUAAGCCCAUUAAAGCUGGAGACCAGAUAGGAUUUGAUUAUGGCGAUUCGUACUGGAGGAUAAAGAGCAAGUCCUUCAGCUGCCAGUGUGGCUCUCUCAAGUGUCGCCACUCAGCUGCCAGCCGAUAGACUCACAGACAACCUCUGAUCCCUUUUUUAUCACUGUCAGUGUUUUCUUUAGCGUGAGCUCCUUUGGGAACAUGAAUUUUUCUGAUGUGUAAUUAGUAAUUAAAUUCUUAAAACAUC